This is a messenger RNA of Biomphalaria glabrata, 1915 nucleotides long. RefSeq lists its product as uncharacterized. Gene Ontology annotation, cellular component: plasma membrane. NCBI's taxonomy places the organism in Eukaryota, Metazoa, Mollusca, Gastropoda, Planorbidae. The record is from RefSeq and is a predicted model, not a curated record. Gene Ontology annotation, biological process: G protein-coupled receptor signaling pathway. The transcript has 8 exons. Bases 640 to 1473 code for a protein of 277 amino acids. Gene Ontology annotation, molecular function: G protein-coupled receptor activity.
UAGCUGAAAUCAUCACUAUCUGCUAUUACGAACCAUUAAAGUUAAAGUAUAUAUGAAAUAUAAUGACACGAUCUAUUUAAUUAGAAUAGAUAAUUAGACUAUGUAGAACCAAAAUCUGCAGAUUUAGUCAUUCGUUAUAAAUAGAGCUGUAUUUAGUGGAAUGUUCAACAUAUCUGUAUAAGGCCGAAGCUUAAAACGUUUUAUUACCUCUAAGCUGUGUUUCUCAACAAACGGUGAAAGCGUAUCUCUUAACUCUCCUAACCGACGAUACCAACGUUGAUUCCACUAGAAUGGGGUUAAAUAAUUACGGAGAAAAAGAGUUAAUGUAACUGGAGGAACAGUUGAUGGAAUAGAUAAAAACGUUUCGGCUGGUAGAAAUGGAGACAACUGCUAUUUGUUUCAGUAAACAGUUAUCCACCUUUAGAUAAAUUUCUCAAUUUGUAGUUAGAAAUGUAUCUUCAUCCUAGACAACCUUUACUGGCUAGUUUCUGCGUUUUGAUUGCGACUGUUAUUGAUUCCUGGUCUUCAAUUUUACCCACAAUGCCAUCAACAUGGGCCAAUUCAAAUGCGUAGCUUUAGUAAACUAUGACAUCUCAAGACGUCUUGCGUGACAGCACAAGUACGUGUAGAUAGUCCAAAAUGUCAAAUGUCAGCUUUAAUGUGCCGUCUAAUGACACAAUAGACUGCGACGAUUCGGAGACACUCUCAGUUCUAAAGGCCCAGAGUCUUCUUUUGGCCACCAUUUCAUCAAUGUUUCUUGUUAUUGGAGUACCAGGUAACCUGCUGACCAUCGUUGUACUAAACGGACGUGCCUUGAAGGACAAUGCCUUCUCCAUCUACCUCAGCAGCAACAGCUUGUUCAACAUCAUCAACUUACUGACCAACUGCCCACGCUUCUUUGUCCAGGCGGCAAUCAACCGCGACCUGUAUUUCACGAACGACGCAUUCUGUAUUUUGUUCCGGUUGUUUGCUUUGACUGUGAGUACCAUAUCUAGCUGGCAUUUGAUUGUUAUUACUGCCGCGAGAUUGAUGUAUGUCCUUGAAAGGACUAAACGUUUUAUUCAGGUACAUUGCUACCCGAUUCAUGUCAUUCUGGCCAUGUGUGUAAUCGUAACGGUAAUACAAGUUCCGAUCGCCUACAAUUGGCUCAGGUUCGAAGAUGAAAAAGGGGAAGCUGUCUUAUGCUACCAGACGAGCCAGUCCAGUAUGGUAUAUAUCCAAAUUCUUUUCCAAACUGUGAUUCCGGCGGUCGGUAUUGUUUCCUUGAAUUUUUGGCUUCUUGCUAUUCACCAGUCAAGUGCCUUUGGAUUGGUGAAGAGUGCCAGUUCUUCUCGUGUUAGACAAAACUUGGUCAACUUACUAGCAAUGUCCAGUAUACAGUAUCUGGUCAGUAUGUUACCAAUGUGCAUCUAUUUCCCGAAUGAAAGGCAUUUUUUUAACUUGUCAGAGAAAUUGGGCAAAGCCAAAGCAUAAUUGACCUACUCUCUGACUCUAUUGAUGAUCUACUCCAAUAACGCCACGAACUUUGUCACGUACUGUUUCUUCGGUCGGAGGUUCCGAAUAGAGUUUCUCAGAAUCAUCCGAGCGCUGACCUGUACAGGGCUUCAAUCAUUCAACCUCGACACCCCACAAACUAUAAGCCCAUCUAUCACAAGACCUACGAUAGAUUAUUCUAGUGCAGAGACAAUGACGGAAUCGAAAGUGGAUGAAACCAAACCAAAAGUCCAUGAAACUAGGUCAUCCAAAGUACUUCACUCGUUGAUUCGAAAUGUCCACACAAACAUCAAACGGAUGCAAACCAAAUCACGAACUGGUAACUCCCCAGCCCCCCUCCCCUCCCGAGUUGUAUCUAACAUGUUAACUUCUGUCUUACAGUGACUAAAAAGGUUUAUAAAUAUCUUACAGACCAAUUACA